Molecule: messenger RNA, 687 nt
Organism: Saccostrea cuccullata (small rock oyster)
Lineage: Eukaryota; Metazoa; Mollusca; Bivalvia; Ostreida; Ostreidae
Exons: 1
Coding region: 1-687 (228 amino acids)
Source: RefSeq, a predicted model, not a curated record
AUGCCUAAUAUAAAGUUUACCAAAGCUAAACAGCCUGACUGUCCUUUUUGUGACAAAGCCAUUGAUGAGCCAUGGCAGGACCACGUUAUUUUAUGCUCAGGACAGAGAUUUAAAUGUGUAACUUGUGGAGCCAGGUUCAAGAAGAACAGCUACCUUGUGAAACACAUGAAAGUUCAUAACGGUUCAGCAACUGUUCCACCCCCUGCUAAGAAGCAAAAGCCGAGCACGAUUACAAAAGCAGCUGAUGUUGUAGUUUGUGAAGAUAUUCCAGCAGCGAAUCCUGGUAGUGACCAUAUGGAGAAGGAGUCUAACCAGAGUGAUUGGGAAUGUCAGGAUCCUGGAGAAUUGUUAGAUGUGUUGGGUCCAUGUAGCUCUAGUGAUGAAGAAGACUCUAGGGAAACUGAAGAAAUAGAGAAGGCACCUGAGGACCUAGAGAUAGGACGAAUCAUUCGGAAGAGAACUCAGCCAGUUCUCUAUACAGGUUCCCAGAUGAAGAGCAAAGAGAUUCAUCAGUCAGAACCGGUGGUGCAUGAAUUGGAGAAGUCUGCAAAGAAAUCCACCGUGAACGCGACUACACAGACCGAGCCAACCCUUUAUGUGUACUCCACUAAAACCAUAACCACCAAGUGGGAGAAUGGGGUUAAGAUCAAAGUCGUUGAAAGAAAGAAGAGCUAUAAUAUGAGUUAG